AUGGCUCUGUUUAGAAUGGAAAGUGAAUCGGGGUUCAAAAGAGGUCAAUACGAUGGCAAGAUCAGGAAAGAAGAGGCAGUCCUGCACCUGCUACAUGUGGUGCGCUUUCCCAACCUGAUGUGCACGGGAAGCUGGGGACAGGAGGGUACCUGCUACGCCUUCCAGGAGUGCAUGGAGAGGGGAGGGACCGCCUACGGACCAUGUGCCUUUGGAUUCGGAGUGUGCUGCUCACUGACCGCCAGCUGCAGCUCCAUGAUCACGUUGAACAGCACCUACUUCAGCAGCCCGAGAUUCCAUGCCGCCCCCGGUGCUACCCAAGCGCCUCCUAGCGGUGACGGCGGCGCGGGCGGCCAGUCGAGCUGCGCCGUGCAGGUGUUCAAGCUCAGCGAGCGCAUCUGCCAGUUGCGGCUCGACUUCGACGAGUUCGACCUGGAGCGGCCAACGGUCGGCAACUGCGACGGCGAGAAGUUGAUUGUGACGGGACACAACGCCAACAACGUGGUUCCGCCUCUGUGCGGUCUCAACACCGGCCAGCACCACCGCACACUGGUUGAUGAUAAUUUGUUGGGGUUUGUUUAUAGUUUGGGAUCACAUUUUAAGCAACCGGGUGCGCUGACAGUGCCGUCUUCGCAACUCCCUGCAGCACCUUCCAACUGUCUGCAGUACUACACCGGCACAACCGGAAACUUCAGCAGUUUUGACUACGCCGAGUCGCAGGAGAUACCCCCGAGGCGUGGCUACCUCAACAACCUGGACUACACCGUGUGCUUUAGGAAGGAGGCCGGCUACUGCUCCAUUACCUAUUCCGUUCCUGGAAUGAAUGUGCCCUUCUCAAUACAGAACGUUGGCGCUGACAAUGCACCCACGACGAAUGAAACGGAAGCGGGUCUAGGUGUGACCGAGUGCACCAUGGAUUACCUGCUUCUCGGUGGUGUCAGAUAUUGCGGCACCAAGCUUAACCCAUCAACGGAAAUGCCCAACCCCGUUGUCAACGCACCAGUCACUGAUACAACGUCUGGACCAUUCAUGGCAAGAUUCGUGUCGGAUGGUGCAUUAAAUGCUCGUGGCUUUCUGCUAAACUACAUGCAGAACCCGUGUUGACGGGCUCGAGAAACAUAGUGGUUGCUUCGCGGUAGAUGCCAGAAUGUGAUCGAGGGAAUCGCUGUCCACCACUGCAUCGAUUGAUUGCUGCAUAUCCGGAGUACGAAGAUCAACAAAACUGGUAAAAAGAUUAUUGU
Messenger RNA from Rhipicephalus microplus (southern cattle tick), 1238 nucleotides. RefSeq lists its product as uncharacterized. NCBI's taxonomy places the organism in Eukaryota, Metazoa, Arthropoda, Arachnida, Ixodida, Ixodidae. The record is from RefSeq and is a predicted model, not a curated record.